GUUAUUUCGAGAAUAGAUUUGUAUCUCUUGGAGAGUUUACGAAAGCAGAACUAUAAUGCAUCAUCCGAGGGUUAACCACACACGGUGUUCUCACUGUAAAUGAACAAAAACAGUUCUUAAGCUGGAGGCAAGAGAAGAGAUAAAAUGAGAUCAUUCGUACAAUGCCAAGGACAAUUCUGAUGUGGCAGUCAGUGAUCCUUUGCCACUAUGAAGAAGCGAUCUGCAAUUCAUUUAAUCUUAUUUGCUGCAUUAGUUUUGCUUGCAGCCCAGUUAAGCCUUCUUGCAAUACUAUUAUAUCCACACAGUAAAAGGAAGACAGACUACAGCGGAGACAUUCAGAUUAUUUCUAAUAUUACAGCACAGUUGCAAUUGCAGCUUAUCAUCAUUGAUAAAAUAAUUCUAGAUAAUAUCAGUGGCAGUAAGAAGUCUUCAGAUACUGGAUGCCCAUGGUGUACCGAAGAUAGGAUUGUAUCUUUUGCAACACUGUUUAGAGAACUGAAGAACAUUGAAGUUUUGGUUAGGAGGGCUGAAGAUGAAGGCUUCAAGACAGUUGUAUUUCACAAUGUGCAUCCAGUAGAGAAACUGCCGACUGGCAAUUCUGACAUCCCAGUGUGCGUUUUCUUGAAGCACAAGGCGGUGAUCCAGUUAGUUUUAUUCCAUGACCGUGAAGCAAAUUUUUGGUGGCACGGGAGUAUUCACAGUGACCCAGAUGCUCUUCAUCAAUUGUUUAGUCUUGGAGUCAACCAAGGCUUUAGUUUUAUGAAUCAUGAAGGUGCUUAUGACAAAUUUGUGACAGAAAAACUUGACUUACAUGGUACUGCAUUCUACGUGCCAAAGAAUAUUCCAGACUUUCUACAUGAUUCAUUAAACUCUCGGUUUCUUGAGUGCAGACAUCAAAGUGCUCAUCAGUUUUAUCAGAAGUAUGGAAAAGAUAAAUCACACGAGGCCUUGAGAUUUUCACAUAGAGCAUGGAAGCUUUUAUCGCGAACUAAAACGAUACUUGAUUCAAUAGGCGUUAGAUUUUGGCUGAGCAGUGGUACAUGUCUUGGCUACCUACGACAAUGUGACAUAAUACCGUAUGGCAGGGAUGUGGAUAUUGGAAUAUUUAUCACAGAUUACAAUGAAAAGAUUGUAACAGAAUUUCUGUCCCACGGUUUUACUCUCAAGCAUUGGUUUGGAAAGAUUAAUGACAGUCUUGAAAUAUCAUUUAAAACUGGAGAUAUCAAAUUAGAUAUUUUCUUUUUCUACGAGGAAGAGUAUUGGGUUUGGAAUGGUGGGACACAAGCAAAAACUGGAAAGAAGUUCAAAUAUAUUUUUCCACGGUUUACUCUCUGCUGGACAGAGUUUCUGGAACUUAAAGUUCGUGUACCUUGUGAAACGGAAACAUAUAUUGAAGCCAACUAUGGUAAGAACUGGCGCAUUCCUGUAGUUCAUUGGGACUGGAAGAGCAGCCCUCCAAAUGUUAGGGAGAAUGGUGUGUGGCCAGUACAGGAGUGGCAGCAUGUGAUUCAGGUGUAUGAUUAAACGUCUCCGAGUGGGCCGAGUAGAACUAAAUGUCUGAAAGGCAGUAUUGUUAUUUUCUGAAGGUGCUUAUUUGAGAAGUUAUAUCUAUUCAAUAAAAGCCAUUAUGCUUUUCUGGAAAAACAAAAAAAACACACAAGAAAUGUAAAUUUGUAACUGAGGUAUGUAACAAUGGAAAGUGAAGGUUGAAAUAUCAACAGUAUUAUGAAAAGUCAGACUGCUACUCGCUC
Schistocerca cancellata (South American locust) is the source of this 1751-nucleotide messenger RNA. RefSeq names its product ribitol-5-phosphate transferase FKTN-like. The transcript is spliced from 5 exons. The record is from RefSeq and is a predicted model, not a curated record. NCBI's taxonomy places the organism in Eukaryota, Metazoa, Arthropoda, Insecta, Orthoptera, Acrididae. Bases 208 to 1524 code for a protein of 438 amino acids.